Molecule: messenger RNA, 840 nt
Organism: Orbilia oligospora ATCC 24927
Lineage: Eukaryota; Fungi; Ascomycota; Orbiliomycetes; Orbiliales; Orbiliaceae
Exons: 1
Coding region: 1-840 (279 amino acids)
Molecular function (GO): protein binding
Source: RefSeq, a predicted model, not a curated record
AUGGUGGCGGUGGACGAUGAGAACAUGAAGAAAUCCAUGGUCGAUUUCGAAAACGCACUCAAAAACAAUGACAAAGCUAAAAUUGUGGAAAUUUCCACAAGCCAACCACAUGCAAGAUGGACCUUCAAGACCGAAAAGCCAGAGCAAGCGGCUGUAACCAUCGAUGCAGUCCCACAUCCCGGUGGCUGGUCCUUCCCAAUGGCACCGCCAGGUUUUAUUGGCCUUGCUGCUGGCAUCAAAUCAAAGUACUCUGUACUGGCAAUACAAAACCUCUACGCCUCAGGUGCUGACCUUGAUGGUACCACAUCUGAAAAUGUAGCCUCCAUCCAUCUGGCCGCUCGUCAACAAAACCAUGAGGCCGUAGAAUGCCUUAUCAAUCUAGGCGCUAAUUUAGAGGCCGAAAGUCAAACGGGGAAAACAGCCAUUCAAUUCGCGGCAUGGAUGGGGGCAGAAACUGGGGACACUAGGUGCUUGAAACUCUUGUUAGAGGGAGGUGCAAAUGUCAACGCGAAAAACUCAUCUGGCAGGACAGCAAUACACUGGGCUCUAUUUGGGGUUGAUCCUGAGGCAUUAGAACUCCUACUCAAGCACCCAAGUGUUAAUAAGGACGCAAAAUAUUUAGAAUACUCAGACAAGAACUCGAGCACAAAUUUGACGGUUGUGGACCAAUUCAAUGCAACACAAGAGCGGUAUGUCGAGUACGGAGAAGAGGGGCGGGCCGAGAUGUUGGAACUACUUCGUCAAAACGGUUUAUCACCAGUGCAGCCGACGGAGAGGCCAGAGGGAGGAAAGUACCCUUUGCUUACGUAUGCAUCAACUAAAGUUCGUUGCCGAUUAUAA